UGCAACAGACAAGAAUGUGACUCAUCGUAAGCAAAAAUUAUGCUGCCACUGGGAGUGGCAAUGGCUUUAUAUCUCAUUGCUCCAGAGGCCCUGUCAUCAAUCUCAACAGUCAAGUUGACACCGUCAGUCCUGAGGAGAAGGCAAAAACAGUGCCACAAUGUGCUCUCUCAGUGCAGCCAAUGCCAAGUUCUGUCUGUACUUGUUCAGAGAGCUGAGCAAAGGAGAAAGAAACAAGAACAUCUUCUUCUCCCCACUAAGUCUCUCAGCUGCCUUUGGGAUGGUUGUCCUUGGAGCCAGGGGCAACACACUCGAACAGAUUGAGAAGGUGUUUCAUUUCAGUGAAGUUUUGAGAAGUACAAGCCAAGGAAACACAUGCCCUUCUGAGAAGUGUGAAGAAGAUGGAGGAGUCCAUUCCCAGUUUCAGGCUCUGUUGGCUGCAGUGAGUGAACCCAGACCAGGCUGCUCUCUCACCAUUGCCAACAGGCUCUUUGGAGAAAUUACUUACCCAUUCUUCCAGCAAUACUUGGAUUCCACAAAGAAAUUCUACCAAUCAGAACUGGAACCAGUCAAUUUUAAAUACACUGAAGAAGAAGCCACAGAUAAAAUUAACUUUUGGGUGGAAAAUGAGACAAAAGGUAAAAUCAAAGACCUAUUUUCUGCUGGGUUUAUCGAUCCCUCUACUGUACUUGUCCUGGUCAGUGCUAUAUAUUUUAAAGGAAAGUGGGCAGUCGAAUUUAAGAAAGAAGACACUAAGGAAACAUAUUUCCAUCUGAACAAGAAUGAGAGGAAGACAGUGCAGAUGAUGUUUCAAGAAGGUUAUUUUAACAUGGCCAUCAUACAGGAACUCAAAACGAAAGUGAUAGAGCUCUUAUAUUUUGACAGUGAAAUGAGCAUGUUCAUUCUUCUUCCUGAAGUCUGUGAGGAUUUUACUGGUCUGGAACAGCUUGAACACAACCUGACAUAUGAAAAACUAGCAGAAUGGACCAGCCCAGAUAGGAUGGAGCCGCUGAAAGUGAAGGUGUACCUGCCUCAGUUCAAGAUGGAGGAAAGUUAUGUUCUCAACAAAAUUCUCCAGGAGAUGGGAGCGAUUAAUGUUUUUGACUGGGGAAAAGCUGAUUUGUCCGGAAUUUCUAGGAAAGAUGGUUUGGUUGUGUCCAAGGUCAUCCAGAAGUCAUUUGUGGAAGUCAAUGAAGAGGGCACUGAAGCAGCUGGUGCCAUGGGGCUUGUUGCAGUGCCUCUGUGUCUCCCAGUUACUUACGAGUUCAAAGCUGACCAUCCAUUCCUCUUCUUCAUCAGACACAAUGAAACCAAUACCAUUCUCUUCUUUGGAAGAACAUGCUGAGGAAAUACUGGAUGCCAUUUCUUCCCAGCCCUGCACUAGUGCAAGGGAUUGAAUGGGUAAUUGUGUCCCGCCACAGGCAUGGGCUCUGUCACUCUGUGGGAAGGAGGCCUCUGCCUUCUGAUGGGGGUGAGAGAUGGCCAUUGUCUCUGGAUGAUUUGAGCAUCUGAACAGGUUUGCAAAAAACACGUGUGAACUGGUUUCUGAAACUCUGCUGUGUUCAUCCAGUUUCUUUGGGCUUCCACAGGAUAGCAAAAGACCACGUCUGUGACAACAGGGAGGCUCAAAGAUCAAGCCCUCAGCCUGAAGCAGGAUGUGCUUCUGAACUAAAUGGUUACAAAUCCUGUUUACGUGGGCAAUACCUUCUCAUGUCCUUGUGAUUCCCCCCACUCCCAACCCUACUCCUCCCCCUGAUAUUAGUGUCUAAAAAUGCCUGAGUUGUUUCUUUUGGAGAAAAAGAACAAAACACAAGAGCCUGGGAACAGCAGCGCUCCAUCAGGAGUCCAUCUGGCCCAAUGCAAUCUCUUCAGUGGCACCCCACAUGUGUUCACAAGAGAGUACAUGAGGAGUGCAGGUCUGCUUGUGUCAGGGUCCAGAGGGUGUUCACAGGCCACAAUGCCUCGGACUGGCCCCCCUUUGGACCUGCACUACAGAUACCCCCUCAAGCCUACUUCAGAGCUUGUCCUGAAGAACUAUGUGGAUGACAUAGCAUAACUGUUCUGUUCCGUUCUGUUCCAUUCCCUGCACUCACGAGGAGUUGUACAAGGAUGUGACCAUUAUUUACCUGAAAUGCUAAGGGGUUUUCAACACCAGAAACACUUUCAAAGACACAAAUCAGACACAAAUGAGGUUACAGGUGGGAUGAGUAUUUUAUUUAUAAAUCAAGAUUUUUUUAUUUAUCUCUGUUGAGUUAAUUUCAGUCUAGUUUAGCUUAGAUCUUAUUUCCUCUUCCUGAAUCUGUCAGAGCUGGUGCUCACAAGCCUGAAGCUGAUGCACAUGCGUAGCCAGCAGCAGGCUGACACAUCCUUCAGUUUAUGUGGAAAAAGGCCUCCCUUGCAGCGUGUCGUGGUUAUGUUAUGCCUUAGCUAUUAUGCCUUAGCUAUUAAACCGUUCUUAUCUCAAUC
This is a messenger RNA of Melopsittacus undulatus (budgerigar), 2463 nucleotides long. Its product is annotated as serpin B4-like. The transcript has 9 exons. Lineage: Eukaryota; Metazoa; Chordata; Aves; Psittaciformes; Psittaculidae. Gene Ontology annotation, molecular function: serine-type endopeptidase inhibitor activity. The record is from RefSeq and is a predicted model, not a curated record. The coding region runs from base 158 to 1342 and encodes 394 amino acids. Gene Ontology annotation, biological process: negative regulation of endopeptidase activity.